Hipposideros armiger (great roundleaf bat) is the source of this 1831-nucleotide messenger RNA. RefSeq names its product GLE1 RNA export mediator (gene GLE1). Gene Ontology annotation, molecular function: inositol hexakisphosphate binding; phospholipid binding; translation initiation factor binding. The transcript is spliced from 9 exons. The record is from RefSeq and is a predicted model, not a curated record. The coding region runs from base 87 to 1508 and encodes 473 amino acids. Gene Ontology annotation, biological process: poly(A)+ mRNA export from nucleus. NCBI's taxonomy places the organism in Eukaryota, Metazoa, Chordata, Mammalia, Chiroptera, Hipposideridae. Gene Ontology annotation, cellular component: cytoplasm; nuclear pore; nuclear pore cytoplasmic filaments.
GGAAACGAGUGCCCGUUUCCAGGCGGCCAAUUCGAGGACUUGUUUUGUCACAAGCUGGUGUUCUGGGAGCUGUAGCAGGUCGAGCCAUGCCGUCGGAGGGUCGCUGCUGGGAGACCCUGGAGGCGCUGCGCAAUUCCGAUAAAGGUCGCCUCUCUUACCACCGCGACUUGCUACUGCCUGACGAGGAUGUUUGUAUGUCUGUUCCCGAGCUAUCUCCUUACUUCGGAUGGGUGGUAGACCAUGUCCUACCCCGUACACAAAAGAACCCAUCUCCCUCUGAGACGCCAUCAUCCCCUAGAUCUGCUUCAGCCCUAGACCAACCUUCAUUUAUUCCCCCAUCUCCCGUCGGAAGCAUUGCCUCCUCACCAGCCUCCCCAACAACACCAGAUGGAACCAAGGACAAACCUGAGUCCCAGCAUGCAGAGCCUAUGGUACUUCAGUCCUCCAGGGGCAUCACAGUGGAAGGCUGCAUCCGAAUGUAUGAGCUGGUGCACAGAAUGAAAGGAACAGAGGGCUGGAGGCAGUGGCAGGAGGAGCAGGAGAAAAAGGUUCUAGCCCUGUCUGAGAUGGCAUCUGAACAACUGAAGCGGUUUGAUGAACGGAAGGAACUGAAGCAUCAUAAAGAAUUCCAGGACUUACAGGAAGUGAUGGAGAAGAGUUCCAGAGAAGCCCUGGGGCACCAAGAGAAGCUAAAAGCUGAGCAUCGUCACAGAGCCAAGAUUCUCAACCUGAAGCUGCGGGAGGCAGAGCAGCAGCGCCAGAAGCAGGAGGAGCUGGAGCGGCUCCGGAAGGAGGAGGGCCAGGUCCGCCUGCGCGGCCUCUACGCCCUGCAAGAGGAGAUGCUGCACCUCAACCAGCAGCUGGACGCCUCGGACCAGCCCAGACACCUGCUCAAGGUGGACCUGUCUGCCUUCCGGACCCGGGGCAACCAGCUGUGCGGCCUCAUCUCGGGCAUCAUUCGGGCCACUUCUGAGAACGGCUUGCCCUCCGCAGAGGACCACGCUGCUGCCGAGAGAGCCCUGCAGGAAAUGCGGGACCUUCUUGGGAACUUGCAGCAGGAGGUCGCCAGGGCCUCUGAAGACAAGAGGAGGCAGGAUGAAAAGGAGGCCCAGGUAAAGCGGCAGGAGUCACAGAGGCAGCAGGGGCCAGAGGUCCACAAAGAGUCCCCCGCUCCCAGCCAGGGCCCAGGAGGGAAACAGAAGGAAGACCUCCAGGUGAAGGUCCAAGACAGUACGAUGCAGAGGUACCAGCAGCUACAGGAGACCUCCAACCAGUGUGUGCUGGCCUUUGGGGGACUGACCAGCAGCAAAGACAGUCAGGUCAAAAAGAUAAAGAUGGACCUGCAGAAGGCGGCCACUAUCCCAGUGAGCCAGAUCUCCACCAUUGCAGGUUGGUCGGAGGAGCUAAGAACAUGGCCCUUCACUUCAUUUUACUAUCUUCUUAAGACUCCAGGUCUACUUAUCUGUAAGGGUCCUACAAAUACAAUAGUAUGUUCGAACAAGCAUUGACAGGUGGAUCAGGUGUGUAUAGGUUAUAUGCAUCCUGUUUUACUUCCUUUGUUUCCUCUUCAACACAUAGAAGGUAAUUAUGUAUGUUGACUUUUUUUUUUUUUAAGAUAAGCUGUUUAUUAAUAGUAAAUUAUUUAGGGUGGUUCUUACCCUAAAUUCACAGUUAAUGCGGAAAACAUCACUGAGGGAACCCAGGAUGUGACUUCUAUUUGCUUUUGUUCUAUAUUAGCUUUUCCAGACUCAACAGCCUGCUUUUUCUCUCCAGAGACUGAGAUUUAGAGAGUAGGAACCGGAUGGGAAAGACCCUUCUUCCUCUUCUUUAG